This is a messenger RNA of Rubroshorea leprosula, 3485 nucleotides long. NCBI's taxonomy places the organism in Eukaryota, Viridiplantae, Streptophyta, Magnoliopsida, Malvales, Dipterocarpaceae. The record is from the annotation of a GenBank genome assembly.
AGAUAUUUCUCCAAGUGAUCACAUUGGAAUCAUAUGCUAUUCUUCUGGGAAAUAUCCAUCAACCCCUCUGAACAACAGAAUUAAGCUUGCAAUUGCAGAUUUGCAGAUCUGCUGCUUCUUCUAAUUUGCUAGGCCUAAUUUUGGUACCAGUGUCCAACGUUCUUCGAUUUCUUUUGCUAAACCUGUGGCAGGGUCUUCUUCAAUGGAGCUUCUGGUAGAGCCUAUCAUGGAGCUGGUAAAGUGUUUGUGGAGGUCAGCUUGCACCUAUCUAGAUCAUCACUCAAAUUUUAAUGAAGCUGUGAGUGAUCUGAGAAGAGAACGUGAAAAUCUAAACAGUCAAAAAGAGGAGAUAAAUUCAAAAGUACAAGAUGAGGUUCUUUGGGGGAGAAAAAGGAAACGUGAGGUAGAAAGCUGGCUUCAUGAUGUACAACAAAUCAAUGAUGAAGUGGACGAAAUUGAAGGAAAGAUUGAGAGAGUAAAGUGGUACUCACGGGGCCAUCUUGGAAAACUUGUUUGCAGGAAAAUUGAGGUGGUGAAAAAAAUCCGUGUAGAUGGUUGUUUUCGUGAUGGUCUCGUAGAUGAUAGACCUCCAACCCGUGGAGUCAUCAUGUCAAAUGAUAAUCCAGUGGGUGAAGAUUCUGCAAAAGAAAAAAUCAGGGGAUACUUGGUGGGCAAUGAAGUUAGAAAGAUUGGAGUUUGUGGGAUUGGUGGGAGGUUAAGGUUUAGUUAUGAUCGUUUGAAUAAUUUUGAAAUCCAAAGCUGUUUUCUUUAUUGCUCCUUGUUUCCUGAAGAUUAUCCAUUUCAGACAGAAGGGUUGGUAGAAGGGUGGAUUGAUGAAGGACUAAUUGAUGUGUUGCCUAGUAGAAAAGCAGCUUAUGAUAGGGGUCAUGCCUUUUUAAAUAUGCUAGUAAAGAAGUGCUUGUUAGAGAAAACUGUUAAUUGGGGUGAUGAUGUUUUCAAGAUGCAUGAUGUAAUGAGAGACAUGGCUAUCAAAAGCAUUGGUCCUGAAUUUGGUUAUAUGGUAAAAGCUAGAAUGAAGUUGACAGAGGUGCCAGAAGAGCAUGGGUGGGGAAAUGAUCUUAAGAAGGUGUCUCUGAUGGAGAAUAAAAUAUCAAAAAUUCCCCUUGGGCUGUGCCCAAAGUGUCCAACUCUUUCAACUUUGAUAUUGUCAAAUAAUGAUAAUUUGUCCGAGAUCCCAAAAUCCUUCUUUGAAGGUAUGCCUGAACUGAAGGUUCUUGAUCUUUCUCAAACUGGUAUUGAAACUUUACCUAAUUCCAUCUCAAACUUGGAGAAGCUCUCUUCCAUGAGGUUAAGCGAGUGUUACAGUUUAAGGUAUUUGCCUUCUUUAGCAAAGCUUACAGCAUUAAAGAAGUUGGAUUUGCUGUGGUGUGAUGCUGUGGUGGUCCCUCAAGGCAUGGAGAAAUUGAUUAGUCUCGAAUAUCUUGAUUUAAGUUGUUGUGGGAAUCUGGGAGAGAGUCCAGUGGGAAUGUUAUCAAACCUUUCCAAGCUCCAAUACUUGUCAGUUUAUUUAGGAUUGGAGAUAAAAGGAGAAGAGGUUGCGGGAUUGAAGAAGUUAGAGACCUUUGAAUGUGAAUUCGAUGACAUACAGGGCUACAAUCAUUUUGUCAAUUCUCAAGAUUUUCGAAUUCUUACUGACUACGGGAUUGCAGUAGGACCAUUCGGCUCUGAACUUGACCAAGACAUUCACCAAAGGAAACCUGUGGUUAAAAUUCAUCAUUGGAACUUAGGAGACGAACGUAUAGUGCUUCCAGAUAACCUUCAGAGGCUGAAGAUAGUGCAGUGUGGAAACAUGAGAAGCGGCUUAAAUAAAGCAGUUUUGUUAGAAAAGGCAACCGAGUUGAGAUCCUGUGAUAUUGACGAAUGUGAAGAUAUGGAGUGCGUGGUUGACUUGAACUCAUCCUCCUGUCUAGUACUGGAUAAGCUUGAAGAGCUGCAUCUUUGCAGAUUGUUUGAAUUGAGUGUUCUUGUGAGAGUGGAAGGAGUAGCAACACCACUGCACGUCUUUUCCAAUCUUAAAAGGCUUUCGAUUGAGCUUUGUUCAAUGAGGAAGUUGCUUCCACUUGAGCUGCUCCAGACCUUCCAAAACUUAGAGAAGAUUUGUGUUCGUCACUGCUGGGAUAUGGAGGAGAUAAUAGCAUCAUCAGAUUCAGAUGCAUCAUCGGAUAAAUUCACUUUUCCCAAGUUAAGGAUAUUGUGGUUGGACGAUUUACCCCAAUUGAAGAGCAUCUGCAGUGCCAAAGGAGUUAUGGUUUGUGAUUCUAUUGAACAAAUUGGAAUAUUGAAAUGUCGGGAGUUAAAGAGGAUCCCUGUGCAGCUUCCCCUGCUUGAUAAUGGCCAACCAUCUCCUCCUCCUUGUCUUAGAGAAAUCUACGUGGAUAGAGAUGCAAAAGAAUGGUGGGAAUCAGUGGAGUGGGAUCAUAAGAACCUACUUCAACCUUUCUUGAAAUAUUCUCCCUGGUCAUAAUUGAGGGGUAAGCUGUUGAUUGAUUAAGUAUUCAAUUUCUAAUUUUAAGAAUGUUGAUUUUAUUUUUUUUUAUUUUAUUUGUUUUCCAAUUCCUCUUCUAUCAUUUCCAAUCUAGAUGGAAAGAAACAAUUUCUGUUGUUUCACUGAUUCUUGGUAGUUGAAUGAAGGGAACAAGUGACCAUGAUCUAGAGUAAGAAAUCGUCAACUUAAAUUUCCAGGUUUCUUCAUCAUUCCUUCCAGUCCAUGGUAGGGGCACUAGCGGACGGCCAGGAUGAGCAGCAACAUUCCGUUUGUGUGUAUACCUGACAUGUCCAAGUAAGUCACGUGCGGCCUCGAACAGCACGUGCUAGUAAAACCUUCCUUGUGCUUCUCUCCUCCAGUCCAGUCGUGUUAUUUUGAUUCUGGAAGAGAUCCAGUUGAGUUGAGUCCAACCUCUGCUUCCCCAAUUUCAUCUGAGAUUCUCGCCAAGCUGGGUGAUAUGUGGUAAAUAAAUAAGGCAUGUAGGACCUGGAUGAUGAUAUGGCUACCAAGUGAGAUUAAUUAUAUGUUGUCGUUUUAUGUUAUGUCUGAGGUCGUUUUGAAUAGGGUUAGGUUAUUUAGCAGUUUUGUGUUUCAUUUUUGCAGUAGUUCAGAAAUUUGUUCUUCUUCAUCGUCUACUAUCCUUUAUCCUCUGUAAUCUUACAUUUGAGAAACUAUCUGUAAUCCUUGGGUUUCAGAGUAAUAUAUCGAGGAAUAUAUCGGAAAUCUUUCUUUCAAUUUCUACUAGAUUUCCCCUGUAGAGGAAUUUAUCGAGAGCUAAUUGGGGCUUUCCUUAUUUUUUUCUCACUUAUCUUUCAUUUUAUCUGCAUGACUGGGUACUAUAUAUGGAAUCAAAUCUCUUUUAUCUAUUGUAUGAAUUAUUAUGAUUUUAACUCCUUUUUAUAUUUCUUAUUCCAUUUUGUUAAUUCCAAAAUCUACUGCAGAUUUUCUGAAAUGAUUUGUUUCUGCCAAGAUUUUUGGU